This is a messenger RNA of Synchiropus splendidus (mandarinfish), 1018 nucleotides long. RefSeq names its product shugoshin 1 (gene sgo1). The transcript is spliced from 8 exons. Bases 130 to 783 code for a protein of 217 amino acids. Gene Ontology annotation, biological process: meiotic chromosome segregation. The record is from RefSeq and is a predicted model, not a curated record. Gene Ontology annotation, cellular component: chromosome, centromeric region; nucleus. Lineage: Eukaryota; Metazoa; Chordata; Actinopteri; Syngnathiformes; Callionymidae.
GUAAUAUCCCCACCAAUUGGAAGGCGAGGCUCGACAUUCAAACUCCCGAUUCCACCAUGUUGCGUUAUUGUUGUUUUGUUUAACCUCAUGUAAUCGUUUAAUCCUUACGACUCACCAAGGUUUUAUACCAUGGAAAGACAACAGGUGCAGGAGAAAUCCUACAAGGCGAGUCUGGAAAAUAUCAAAAAGCAGAUCAAGGAAAAAAGCAACCAGCGGCUGUCCAAGGUCACGACUCGAAAAAAAGGCUUGACAGGAAAGCCAGCGGCGCCAUCCAAAGCAUCUCUCCUUCAGUCGCUGCAGCAGAACAACAAGGACCUGGCAACAGCUUUGCAAGCAGAGAGGGAGAAAUUGAAAACUGCGAAUGAGCUCAUCUAUCAUUUGAAGAAGGAGAAUGCGCUGAUGUUCUGGCACAUUGCCAUGCUGAAGAGAGGGCUGCGUCAACAAGAGAAGAACACAUCCGACGUCCUUGUGCAGUCACAGACAAACGGCAUAACAUCAAGGUGUCAGCCUGCAGUCCACGAUGAACACAUGGAUGCAUUUGAGAAUGUUGAACACAGCAGCACACCCGAGGAAAAGGAAAACUCAAAUCCCCGUUUAUCUAAGCGAAAGUCUGCGCUAUCUGAAAAUAAAAAUGGCAGAGAUCGAACCUUUCGAAAACGUCGCCAGACGGAUGUGGUGAGCUACGCAGAACCAUCAUUAAAAGUGAAACUGAGACAAGGAGACAAGUUCACAGACCAAAAGUUCAUCAACUGUCCUUUCCGAAGAAGAAGUGCAUUAGUAUGAUAUAGGUAUUUUAUAUAUUUAUUAUUUAAGUCAUUCAAAGCUCCAAUAAUGAAAUAAAAAUGUUUGAUCUUGUCCGUUUGUCCACGGAUGUUCUAUUAUUUGAAGCUUUUAAUGUGUACAUUGUGCAUUUUUAAUGGGUCUUUGAUCAGACUUUUUCUCUUUAAAUUCCUCCAAGAGCAAACAUUUGAUGGUUGCUGUAUAAUGCAUUUAUUGAAAUGUGUCAUUCUUUUUUUUG